AUGUCCAUUGCUCUGCGUCUCUCGCGCCCUUUAUCACGGGCCACGGCUCGGCCCAUCAGUUCCAUCACUGCCAUCACGGGACAGAAGUCAAUUGGCUCAGUCAGUGCGAUUGAUUCGGGCAUUUUCCGUACAUUAUUUGGAACCGAUGAGAUUCGCAAGGUCUUCGAUGAUGAAGCAUACAUCCGCCGCUGCGUGGAUGCCGAAGCCGCAUUGGCUCGAGCACAAUCCAAAUGCGACGUGAUCCCUUCUGAAGUUGGAGCUUUGGUAACGCAACGAAUACAAGAAUCAACCUUGGAUUUUGAGCGGCUGCGUCACGAAACUGAAAUCGUCGGCUACCCGAUUCUCCCGCUCGUCCGUCAGCUGUCGGAUAUAUGUGGUGAAGAAGUCAGCAAAUAUGUGCACUGGGGUGCUGCGACGCAGGAUAUCAUGGAUCUAGCCAGUAUUUUACAAAUGAAAGAGGGACUGGAUAUCAUUGAGAAAAUUCUCAAGGAUGUCAUCAAGUCUCUGCGCAAACUGUCUGAAAAGUACAAGGACACUCCAAUGGCCGGACGAACACACUUGCAGCAUGCACUGCCGGUAACCUUUGGAUACAAGUGCGCCGUGUGGCUAUCUGGGUUCCAGCGACAUCUGGAGCGAUUGGAGCAGCUCCGAGACCGAACUUUGAUGGUACAGUUUGGUGGCGCAGCAGGUUCACUUGCAUCCCUGGGAAAUAGCGAUGAUGGCCUCCGGGUGCGUAGGGUAUUGGCAAAAGAGCUUGGUCUGACCGAUCCUUCGAUUACCUGGCACGUCGCACGCGAUGGUAUAGCCGAGAUUACCAAUUUCCUCGCAUUAAUGGGUGGUUCAAUGGGGAAGCUAGCGCUGGACAUUAUUAUCAUGUCUUCGAAUGAGCUGAGUGAAGUGGCUGAGCCUUUCGUGCCUCACCGAGGAGCAUCAUCGACCAUGCCUCAAAAGCGCAACCCCAUAUCCAGUGAGGUCAUCUUGGCCGCGUCUAAGAUUCUCCGGUCCAACGCGGGUCUUGUUCUUGAUGGGAUGGUAGCUGACUUUGAACGGGCCUCGGGUCCCUGGCACUUGGAGUGGGUAGCUGUGCCAGAGAGCUUUGUUAUCGCUGUUGGAGCUUUAUCUCAAACUCAUUUUGCACUUUCAGGCCUUUCUGUCAAUAGCAAGCAGAUGCUGGAAAAUCUUCACUCCACGAAAGGAUUGAUUGUCGCCGAGGCUGUUAUGAUGGGCAUGGCACCAUAUGUGGGCCGUCAGCGAGCACAUGAUAUUGUGUACGAAGCCUGCCGGGAAAGUCUUGAGAAAGAACGGACUCUGCUUGAGUCUCUACUAGAGAAGGAGGAGGUUACAAAGAAGAUGAACCAGAAGCGUCUAAGUGAACUUUGUGACCCAGUGAAUUACUUGGGCGCUGCAUCGCGGAUGGUGGAUGAUGUCCUGGCGGUUCAAUAA
Penicillium odoratum is the source of this 1443-nucleotide messenger RNA. Its product is annotated as class-II fumarase/aspartase family protein. The record is from RefSeq and is a predicted model, not a curated record. Gene Ontology annotation, molecular function: catalytic activity. Lineage: Eukaryota; Fungi; Ascomycota; Eurotiomycetes; Eurotiales; Aspergillaceae. The transcript is spliced from 2 exons. Bases 1 to 1443 code for a protein of 480 amino acids.